This is a messenger RNA of Hipposideros armiger (great roundleaf bat), 4294 nucleotides long. RefSeq names its product DDB1 and CUL4 associated factor 8 (gene DCAF8). Gene Ontology annotation, cellular component: Cul4-RING E3 ubiquitin ligase complex; cytoplasm. NCBI's taxonomy places the organism in Eukaryota, Metazoa, Chordata, Mammalia, Chiroptera, Hipposideridae. The record is from RefSeq and is a predicted model, not a curated record. The transcript is spliced from 17 exons. Gene Ontology annotation, molecular function: protein binding. Bases 657 to 2447 code for a protein of 596 amino acids.
CCUCCGUCUUCCCCAGCACGUCGUCGCAAACGGGGUCGAAAAGCGUGGCAGCGCAGGCGCAAGCGCACACAGCGGAGGCGGCGGUGGUGGCGGCCGCUGGCCAGUGUAAGAUGGCGGCGGCGUUGGUGGCGGCAGUGGACAGAGCGGCUGGGCCUGGAACAGUCGGAGCAGCUGCUAGCAGAAGGAUGACCCGAGACGGGAAGCGGGCUGCUGAGCCUCGCCGGCUCCCGUGCUUGUAACUGCCCUAGCCGGACAUCCCCUCCCCCUGACCCACCCGUCCUUCAGUGAAUCUACAGACCUAUUUUUUCAGGCGCUCAGCCGGGCACUACUUCAGUGAUAAAAGGAAGAAAGGAGAUCUGGAGAUCUAUGUUGGGCGAGAGUAGAAAAGGAAAUAUAUUGAAAGAGGCAUAACUUUGUUCCUUAUUGCUCCAUGUGCUGGGGUGUUACAUAAGAAUUGUUGCAUCUUAUAGGAAGUAUUAUGGCUGAAGCGGGAGGUGAUUGCUUUGAAGUUCUCAUCUUGGCUAUCUGAGUCUUCGAGAGGGAGAAGAUCCUAGUUCAUAGAACAUGAAUGUGCUCAAAAGAAGAUGUUAACAGAGCUUUCUGAAUUCUUUAAAAGGCCAGUGAGAGCAGGCUGGCUACAAUAAACAUCAUUCAAGAUGUCCAACAAAGGGAGCAGCACAGAUGGCAAAACAGACUUAGCUAAUGGAAGCCUGUCUAGCAGUCCAGAGGAGAUGUCUGGAACUGAGGAGGGGAGGGAGACGUCCUCAGGCAUUGAAGUGGAGGCCUCAGACCUGAGCUUGAGCUUGACGGGGGAUGAUGGUGGCCCUAACCGCACCAGCACGGAAAGUCGAGGCACAGAUACAGAGAGCUCAGGUGAAGACAAGGACUCUGACAGUAUGGAGGACACUGGCCAUUACUCUAUCAAUGACGAAAACCAAGUCCAUGAUCGUUCAGAGGAAGAGGAGGAAGAAGAGGAGGAGGAAGAAGAGCAUCCUCGGCGUUGUGUACAGCGCAAGCGGGCCAAUCGUGACCAGGACUCAUCAGAUGAUGAGCGGGCCCUGGAGGACUGGGUGUCCUCGGAGACAUCAGCCCUUCCCCGACCUCGCUGGAAAGCCCUUCCUGCCCUUCGGGAGCGGGAGCUGGGUUCAAGUGCCCGCUUUGUAUACGAGGCUUGUGGGGCAAGAGUCUUUGUGCAGCGUUUCCGCCUGCAGCAUGGGCUUGAGGGCCAUUCUGGUUGUGUCAAUACCCUGCACUUUAACCAGCGUGGAACUUGGCUGGCCAGUGGCAGCGAUGACCUGAAAGUGGUGGUUUGGGACUGGGUGCGGCGGCAGCCAGUUCUGGACUUUGAGAGUGGCCACAAAAGCAAUGUCUUCCAGGCCAAGUUCCUUCCUAACAGUGGUGAUUCCACCCUGGCCAUGUGUGCCCGUGAUGGGCAGGUGCGGGUAGCAGAGUUGUCUGCCACACAGUGCUGCAAGAAUACGAAGCGUGUGGCCCAGCAUAAGGGAGCGUCCCACAAAUUGGCCCUCGAGCCAGACUCUCCCUGUACAUUCCUAUCUGCAGGUGAAGAUGCAGUUGUCUUCACCAUUGACCUCAGACAAGACCGGCCAGCUUCGAAACUGGUAGUGACAAAAGAGAAGGAGAAGAAAGUGGGGCUGUAUACAAUCUAUGUAAAUCCUGCCAAUACCCACCAGUUUGCAGUAGGUGGACGAGAUCAAUUUGUAAGAAUUUAUGACCAGAGGAAAAUUGAUGAGAAUGAGAACAAUGGAGUACUCAAGAAAUUCUGUCCUCAUCACCUGGUGAACAGUGAGUCCAAAGCAAACAUCACCUGUCUUGUGUACAGCCACGACGGCACAGAGCUCCUGGCCAGUUACAAUGAUGAAGACAUUUAUCUCUUCAACUCCUCUCACAGUGAUGGGGCCCAGUAUGUUAAGAGAUAUAAGGGCCACAGAAAUAGCGCCACAGUAAAAGGUGUCAAUUUCUAUGGCCCCAAGAGUGAGUUUGUGGUGAGCGGUAGUGACUGCGGGCACAUCUUCCUCUGGGAGAAAUCAUCCUGCCAGAUCAUUCAGUUCAUGGAGGGGGACAAGGGAGGCGUGGUGAACUGUCUUGAGCCCCACCCUCACCUGCCCGUGCUGGCAACCAGUGGCUUAGACCAUGAUGUCAAGAUCUGGGCACCCACAGCUGAAACUUCCACUGAGCUUACAGGAUUAAAGGACGUGAUAAAGAAGAACAAGCGAGAGCGGGAUGAAGAUAGCUUGCACCACACUGACCUGUUCGAUAGCCACAUGCUCUGGUUCCUUAUGCAUCACCUGAGACAGAGACGCCAUCACCGGCGUUGGCGAGAACCUGGGGUUGGGGCCACAGACGCAGAUUCGGAUGAGUCUCCCAGCUCCUCAGACACAUCGGACGAGGAGGAGGGCCCCGACCGGGUGCAGUGCAUGCCGUCCUGAGGCCUCAUACCGAGGAGGGGCGGGCUGGGGCUGCCAACCCGAUCCUGCCUGGGGAGCCGUUUCCUGGCCCAGGCCCUUUACAUUCAGCAGAAACGCACUUUGGACUUUUUGCUUUAGUUAAAAGAAAGACAUCCCAGGAAAAGGACAAACCGGAGAGGAGUCAACCUGCAGAGAGUACCUAGGGGUGGGGUUGAGCCCUGGACUGGAGUUCUAUGAAAAGGUGCAGAGGACUCGGCAGAAUGGCCUCUCCCCAAAGCUUUUAUUUUGUGGGGGGAAAGGGGCGCCUAUCUUGUUAACUGGUUUGGGAUAGGGAAUGAAGUUUCUUUAAUCUCCCUUGUUUCUUGGGUGGGGGUUGGGGAUAUAACUGGCUAUUCAGUACCAAGGGUCCAGAGUGGGGGUGGUGGAAGUGCCACUCUUUCUUUGGUUUAGGUUUUUGACCUUUUUUUUUUCCUUUACGUUUUGAAAAUCUAUGACAGUUUUAUUAUUCCCCCCACCCACCCCGAGCAACCCCAUCCCAGUCAGUAUCCUGUUUUUCUGGGAAGUCCUUAGAGCCCCUAACCAUUCCACACUCUUUACUUUCUUUCCACCCCAUUCAUUCUCUGUACUUACCACAGUGUUUUGCACUUGAUUAUGUAUCCUUCACUCUCUCCUCUUUAUCCCAGUACCCCCUAAAUAGGUCUGGUGAGGGAGGUUGGGGGGAAGUGGGAGGAGGGGCAGAAGUGGAGGAAGAAUAGGAAGGAUGUUACCUCUUCUGUUACUUUAAAAAAAAGUUUGGUGGCAGCAAUCUCCCUGCCCCUAUCACUGUUAGAGGCCUAAUUUUAUAUCUAUAAAUAUAUUAAAAAGCAAGUCAAACUUGGAUGUAUCAUGUUAAAGUUAUUGUUAAAAUUUAAAAACCUAUACUCUAUGACUGCAAUAAAGGGACUUACAGGAGAGAGUGAGCGAGAGUAAUGAUGUGGAGCUGAUACCUGGGGUCGGCCUGCCCUCUGUGUGGCCAUUGGAGAUUGGGGCUUACCGUUUAGGUUGUAGGAGGCUUGAGAAUGGAAUAAUCCUCAGUUUUGCCCUUCCCUGCUUUCCUGCCAUGGUCUCAGGGUUGGGGAAACAAUUGCUUUCAGCUUUUUGCCUCAGAUCUACCUCUCCUUCAGUCUUAUGGGGGUUCCCAGGAUGGCUCUUCUAACCAGAGACUGGCCCAUCUUUAAAACUUGACCGAGCUUUGAUUUCAGAAAGGGUCCUGCCACUGCAGACCGUCUCUCCUAGUAUCAUGUGACAGAAGACACUCACUUAACCUUUAGCUGCUUGAUUCUUCACACCGUCCAACCCCAUACCAGCUCCCUUCCUAAUAAAUAGAAGAGUAUCUAUAGGAAAAGACGUCCUGGGUUUGGCUUUAUACCUUGUCCACCUCUUGAUAUCUUGGGAUUGAGGAACACGUCAUUAAUCAUAGGAUUGAUUUAAGGUGGCUGGGCCUUGGACACCUGUCUGACUUAAUCACUGGCCACUGAAUAUGAAAGUCCCAGUUGAAUUCUUGCCCUUAAAUUUAAGCUUUUGCUGCUAUUUCUCUGCACCCCCAACCACAGAUUCUGCAUCCUGGGACAGAUUCUGCUAAAACAGGCCAGGAAGGAAGGGAAGAGUGAAAGCAUGGGAUUCCCAGGCACGCCUUCCUCCGGCUCCUUUCCCUAGCAGCUCUCAUCCCAGAUGUUAGCUGCUGCCCUUCCUUCCUGAGGUAGAGAAUGUGUGGUGACUGAGUAGUCUGUCUCCUGUUGCUAAUGGGGUGAUGGAGUGGGCUAAAAACCGUGCAUUCUGGAAUUUGUUGUAUAUUUUCUCUUAGUAAAGCUUUUUUUUCCUUGACUGCU